Messenger RNA from Leptopilina heterotoma, 432 nucleotides. RefSeq lists its product as uncharacterized. The coding region runs from base 1 to 432 and encodes 143 amino acids. The record is from RefSeq and is a predicted model, not a curated record. The transcript has 3 exons. NCBI's taxonomy places the organism in Eukaryota, Metazoa, Arthropoda, Insecta, Hymenoptera, Figitidae.
AUGCAUACGGAUGUUGGAAGAAGUGGAGAACGUGCUAAAGAAAGACGUGAUGAAACAGAUGAUGGCAGUGAGAAAGCAGAUAGAAUGAGCCGUAGAGUUUGGAGUGGCGAAUGGCGCAAUUCAAACUUAAAGCCGCAGUCAUCAUCUGCAAAUCAGAUCACAGGAAAAUUAAGAACAAGAGGAAAAUCAAGCGGAAAAAGCAGACGUGAAUGGUACCGGAGGAGAAACCAAUACCAGUAUUUGGAUAAAGGAAGAAAUGUUGGAAAAGGAGUAAAUAAAAAUUAUUAUUGGAACGGAGACAAAUAUAGAGGAUCCGAAAGACAAGUAAGAGCUCCUGGAGGACCACGAGGCGGAAGAAAAUGGACAAAUGGAAGACAAGAAUAUAGAACCGGAAAAGCAGCAAGAAAUAUCCAUUUACAUUUUCAACUUUAA